Fopius arisanus is the source of this 1853-nucleotide messenger RNA. RefSeq lists its product as uncharacterized. The transcript has a single exon. The record is from RefSeq and is a predicted model, not a curated record. Gene Ontology annotation, molecular function: transmembrane signaling receptor activity. Gene Ontology annotation, cellular component: membrane. Lineage: Eukaryota; Metazoa; Arthropoda; Insecta; Hymenoptera; Braconidae. The coding region runs from base 15 to 1307 and encodes 430 amino acids. Gene Ontology annotation, biological process: cell surface receptor signaling pathway.
GCUCAUCCGUCAACAUGUUCACGUCGGGGUUAGUUUUGGGGAGGGUUUCCAUAUUUAUUAUUCUGCAUCUAUUCAGAUCAACGAAUUGCAACAAUUCUACACAUCACUGGAGAAUACCCCAGAAGUGUUGUCGCUCCGAUUGUUUCUUCGACGAACAUCUGACGUGUGUAAAACGGAUAACGGAUAAUAUAAUCAAUGAUUCUGAUAUUGCAACGAAGGCGCUGACGUUUCACUGUCGAAAUAAUGAAUCAUUGGUUGUCCACAAGGAAUACCAAAUUGGUUACGCAGAGUAUGUGACUUUGAAUGGAGAUAAUGAUUCGUGCAUCGAAGACACGCUCAGUGGAAAAACCGUAAUAGCCAAAUGUGUCAAUCAGGGUUCGUCAAUACUUGGAUUGUGCUCGGUUGUGUUCUGGGGCGCUCAGACGUACAUGUCAACGAAUCUCGCUCACAUGAUCUUGUGCACUGUCGUUGUUCUCGUCUACCUGUCUGUUCCAGAAUUGGGACGGGGUUUGUACAAUCGUGCGGUUGUCCGACACACCAUUUGCCUCCUGAUGCAAGGCGUCACACUGCAGGUUCUGGGUUAUUGUGAACUCAAGGCUUGUCCUAUUAAUGAUCACAUCAUGAUUUUGCUGUGGCUUGUUCUCCAGUAUUUCACCAUUGCCACCGUUUUCUGGCUCAAUGGAAUCUGCUUCGACAUGACACUCGCCAUAAUAAAAUUUCGAUGGAUAGCCCAAACUUCCCAUAAAACCAGUGAAGUUGAGUCACGUAAACUACUCAUGUACAGUAUUUUUGCCUGGGGUGGACCAUUUUUGCCGACACUUCUCGCUGCCCUCUGUGACUAUAUUCCUUACGUGCGCAGUGACUUUGUCUUGAAGCCCAAUUACUUGAAUUACAGCAAAGGACCGAGUGUAGUUGUUAAUUUAUACUUUUUUCUGCUACCGGCAUUCGUUCUCCUGUUGAAUAAUAUUCUGUUUGUGCUGACGACUUACAAAAUCAUCAAAAUACAGCGGAGCACCGAAAUUGCAACGCGCAAUCAGAGCAAUGUACUGACGAAAAAAUAUUUUCUGUUCCUGAGACUUUAUCUCUUGAUGGGAGCGCCCUGGUUUUUUGGAAUGGCACUGGCCUGCUUUAACAUUCUCAUCGUGCUAAAGAUAUGCAGAAUGAUUCAACCACUCCUCUGGCUACUGAUGCUAACUACUCACAAGGAUAUCCUCAAAAGAGUAAAACGACUCGUUGCAAAAUGCAAACAUCGUAGAAAAGAAGAAAAUUCCACUGCAUCACCGUCUACUGUAAGUUCACACGAUUGACCAAAGAAAAAUUAUGAUCCAUUCAUUCUCAUAAUAAUUAUAAUAACCAUCGAUUUCAAUUAAUUAAUUAACAUACUCAGGUAUUUGAACCGAUGUCCGCCAGAUGAAAUUUAUAAUUUAAUUGUAUUUUUUAUUUUUUUGUAAUACCAUAAUGGAAAUCACCCCGGAUUUCGAAAUGUGGCAAGAAAUCGGGGAGAGAAAGUGCAUCUUCAAUGAAGUGAAAAUUGACAAUAAGAUUUAUGAUUUAUGUAUGACUGACCAUCUGCAUUCACGUGUAAUUUACUAUUCUCUGUGUCAAGUUGGGAGUUACCGUGAUUUCAUUCUCAUUCGCGGGAAUCCCCGAUGCACGCGAGUGGAAAAUCACGAGAAUAAGCAUUUCAUUGUCCUCGCAUAUCACAUUAUUUUCCAUCAAUUCACAGCUGACCGUUCAAUGUCUAAAAAUAUUUGUAAAUUUGAAAUAUAGUUUGUACUCAAUGUAUUCAUUUGAUUGUUUAAAAUGAAUGGAAAUAAAUUGACAAUAGGAGUAUUGAAGAAUAUUGAAUAAUA